Molecule: messenger RNA, 609 nt
Organism: Gossypium raimondii (Peruvian cotton)
Lineage: Eukaryota; Viridiplantae; Streptophyta; Magnoliopsida; Malvales; Malvaceae
Exons: 4
Coding region: 1-609 (202 amino acids)
Source: RefSeq, a predicted model, not a curated record
AUGGGAAGGAAUAGGUCAAUACGAUCACGAUUGGGUAAACAACUUAACAACCCAAAAGCACCCAUACAUGAAGAGGAGAAAUCAACUAAAGUUGUUGAUAAGCCCCUAGGAGAAACCACACCUGAAGGGCCAAUAGAAGAAAUGGUUGAACCUAUAGCUAAACUGGUUGAAAUAUUCUUCCCCCAUCUUGUAACAGAAUUGUGCAAGCGAGCGAAGGCAACGGUAGGAUGUUCGGGACGUGUCUUGCAACCAACAACAAAUCCAAUAAAACAACCUAGUGUGGAGCACCAUGGAAAAGAUCGGAAGCGCAAGCGGGAUAAGCCGAGCAAGCAAAACCAAGAGGUGGGACCAAUUUAUGAAGAUCACGCCAAGAAAAAUGACUUACGGGUACCACAAUUUUCGGCUAUUAAAUACCAAGGCAAGGACAAGACUAGCAAAAAUGAGGAAGAAGAGGAUCCAGAAGAAGAGGUGGAAGACCCCGAAGAAGUAGAAGAAGACCUGGAAGAAAAGGAGAAAGGAAGUGAGGACGAGGAAGGAAGUGAAGAGGAGGAAGAAGCUACAGAAUGUGACUCUCAGGAGGAGAAGGACGACUAUGAGGCGACAUUCUAG